Messenger RNA from Prunus armeniaca (apricot), 1356 nucleotides. NCBI's taxonomy places the organism in Eukaryota, Viridiplantae, Streptophyta, Magnoliopsida, Rosales, Rosaceae. The record is from the annotation of a GenBank genome assembly.
AUGAAGGUGAAUGUAAUAUCUCGGUCCACAGAUGAAUACACUAAAGAACGAAGCCAAGACCUCCAGAGGGUAUUCCGUAAUUUCGACCCCAGCAUCCGAACGCAAGAGAAAGCAGUGGAAUAUGUCCGGGCAUGUAAUGCCGCAAAAUUGGAGAAGAUUUUUGCGAGGCCAUUUGUUGGAGCAAUGGAUGGACAUAUAGAUUCAAUUUCCUGUAUGGCAAAGAAUCCAAACCAUUUGACCAGAAUAUUUUCUGGUUCAAUGGAUGGAGAUAUUCGGCUCUGGGAUAUAGCUUCCAGGCGAACAGUUUGUCAAUUUCCUGGUCACCAAGGUGCUGUGCAAGGUUUAGCAGUAUCUACAGAUGGGCGUGUUCUUGUUUCUUGUGGAACUGACAGCACUGUCAGGCUUUGGGGUGUACCUGUUUCUACUCUUCUGGAGGAAGAUGUCUCAUCUGAUAAAUCUGCUGUGCCACUGGAAACUUAUGUUUGGAAGAAUGCAUUUCGGGCUGUUGAUCACCAGUGGAAUUUUGAUCGUUUUGCUACAGGUGGAGCUGGAGUAGAUAUAUGGAACCACAACAGGUCUGCACCAGAGCAGAGUUUUGAAUGGGGAACAGACACAGUUGUAUCUAUAAAAUUUAAUCCUGGACAGCCAGAUAUCUUGGCAACAUCCGCAAGUGAUCGCAGCAUAGCAAUAUAUGACUUGCGCAUGGGGAAACCAGCAGCGAAGUUUAUUAUGAGGACAAGAACCAAUUCCAUUUCUUGGAAUCCAAUGGAGCCAAUCAACUUCACUGCUGCAAAUGAGGACUCCAAUUGCUAUAGCUUUGAUUCUAGAAAGCUUAAUGAAGCUAAGUGUGUGCACAAGGAUCAUGUAUCUGCUGUGAUGGAUAUUGAUUUUUCUCCAACUGGUCGAGAAUUUGUCACUGGAUCUUAUGACAGAACAGUGAGAAUUUUCCAGUAUAAUGGUGGUCACAGCCGGGAAAUUUAUCAUACAAAGAGAAUGCAAAGGGUGUUUUGUGUCAAGUUCAGCUGUGAUGCUAGUUAUGUUAUUUCUGGGAGUGAUGACACUAAUCUUAGGCUUUGGAAGGCUAAAGCAUCAGAACAAUUGGGAGUUCUUCUUCCAAGGGAACAGAAAAAGCAUGAGUAUAAUGAGGCUGUCAAGAAUCGCUACAAGCACCUUCCGGAAGUCAAGCGUAUUGUGAGGCAUAGGCACCUACCAAAACCAGUAUACAAGGCAGCUGCAACAUUGCGUGAGAUGACUGAAUCUCGGAGAAAGAAACACGAGAAGAGGAAGGCGCAUAGCGCCCCUGGAAGCAUCAUUGAGGAGCCAUUACGGAAAAGAAAAAUCAUCAAAGUUGAGUGA